Molecule: messenger RNA, 7255 nt
Organism: Oryzias latipes (Japanese medaka)
Lineage: Eukaryota; Metazoa; Chordata; Actinopteri; Beloniformes; Adrianichthyidae
Gene: vcpip1
Product: valosin containing protein (p97)/p47 complex interacting protein 1
Biological process (GO): protein K11-linked deubiquitination; protein ubiquitination; Golgi reassembly
Molecular function (GO): cysteine-type deubiquitinase activity
Source: RefSeq, a predicted model, not a curated record
CUAACAGUGGGUUAAAUCUGUUUUGGUACAAAAUCCUUGUUUUCAAUUAAAAUGUUUAUAUAUCCGAUUAUAACUUAAAAUACAAUUUAAAAAAGGUGUAUUUUUGUACGGGCAGUUUUCUAUGACUUGCCAUAAAUAUUAUGACCACAAGAGGGCGGCAACGAGCUUUACAUUAAUAAUUAUGGUCAAGAACUACACGCGAUACCACACACACGAACUAAAUUACUAACCUGCUGUUUGUGUUUGUAUCACAGCGGGUUUUGUAAGCGGCCUGAACAUGGUUUAAAUUACAGAAUUAUUACGCGUCCAAUAAUAUUAGAAAUUUAGCUCAUGUCUUGGAUAUACUACUGUAUACGCGUUGUUGUCACAUCUAUUUAAAAAAAUUCUAUCACUUAAGUAUUAAUUUGGUGGAUUUCUUUACUUGGAUUAAAACAUUUUUGGAGCUAAGCUCGAUUUGACAACAUGUUUGGUGGCUCAUUCCACGUCGUUCCGUACACCACCUGGCUGGGUUAUUACCUACCUAGCACAGUGCUAGGCUAAAAACAAAGCUCCGUACUUUAAUUAAUGGCAUUAAACAUGGAAGGUUUUCUGCCUCCAGUGACAGAGACAAACCCACAACCUGAAAAAUUGUCUGGGCUUCGACUAUAACUAUUUUUGGAUGGUUUAAAAUAUUUAAUAUAACUCUAUCGGCGAUUACCAAUAGAAUUCUGACAGACUUCCUUUCACAACAAAACAGCCGCCUUACGCGUUGCAUUCUGGUAAAUGGUGUAAUAAUCUGUAGAUCUGACUAAUUCAUUUGGUUACCUGUCAGCCUGAGUCGUGAUUUUUUACCUUUUCUUUGUAAUAUAAUAAUAUUAAUACAUAUUUACUUUUUAAAAACAAAAUAUUUACCUUUUAAUUAGGUAUGACAUUUGGGAAAAAUAAGAAUUGGACUACAAGUCCCACAAGCCACCGUCUGACGUCCUCACGUUUUGCAACAGACCGUUGCUAUAAGGAAAAAACAGCCGCUUCCGUGUUGUUCUGGUGCUAUUCUAGCAAACAGCAGCGUUAGCGGCGACAAACCUCUUCUGUCCGCCUCUGGGGUGAGAUUAACAUGCUUUUGUAAAGUUGGAAGGAGGUUUAAGCUUUUUACCAAACGCAAUGUCGCUUCUGCCAGCCUCAAAGAAAAAAGACAAGCGAAUCUUGUCCGGUACCUGCCCGGACCCGAAAUGUCAGGCGCGGCUGUUCUUCCCCGCUUUCGGUUCUGUUAGCAUUGAGUGCACGGAGUGCGGCCAGCGGCACGAGCAGAAGAGCCUGCUGAACGUGGAGGAGGUGACCGAUCCAGAUGUCGUGCUGCACAAUCUGCUCAGAAACGCCCUGCUCGGCGUCACCGGGGCCCCGAAGAAGGGGACCGAGCUGGUGAAGGUGAUGGGGCUCUCCAACUAUCACUGCAAGCUCCUGUCCCCGGUCCUCACCAGGUACGGGAUGGACAAGCAGACCGGCAAAGCCCAGCUGCUCAGAGAGAUGAACCAGGGGGAGAUGUUCGACUGCUCCCUGCUGGGGGACAGAGCCUUCCUGAUCGAGCCGGAGCAUGUGGCCACCAUGGGCUACGGGAAGGACCGGUCCGGGAGCCUCAUCUACCUGCACGACACUCUGGAGGAGGUGAAGAAGGCAAACGGCAGCAGGGAGUGUCUGAUCCCGGUGCACGUGGAUGGAGACGGCCACUGCCUGGUCCACGCUGUGUCCAGAGCGCUGGUAGGCAGAGAACUGUUCUGGCAUGCUCUGAGAGAGAACCUCAAGCAGAACUUCAAACAGAACCUGGGUCGCUACAAAGCCUUAUUUCAGGAUUUUAUUGAUGCUGCAGAGUGGGAGGACAUCAUCAAUGAGUGCGACCCGCUUUUCAUCCCCCCUGAAGGAGUGCCUCUGGGCCUGCGCAACAUCCACAUAUUUGGUUUAGCUAACGUCCUCCAUCGGCCCAUAAUCCUUUUGGACUCUCUGGUUGGGAUGAGGAGCUCCGGAGACUAUUCCGCCACCUUCCUGCCCGGGUUGGUACCGGAGGAGCAGUGCAGGGGGAAGGACGGGAAGCCCAACAAACCCAUAUGCAUUGCCUGGAGCAGCUCCAGCCGGAACCACUACAUCCCUCUGGUGGGAAUCAAGAACACGGUGCUACCCAAACUGCCUGCUCACCUGCUGCCGAAGGCCUGGGGCGUCCCUCAGGAACUCAUCAAAAAGUACAUCCGUCUGGAGCCCGACGGGAGCUGUGUGAUCGGCGGCGACCGCAGCCUGCAGGACAAAUACCUGAUGAGGCUGGUCAACGCCAUGGAGGAGGUGUUCAUGGAGAAGCACAACAUCCACCCGUCCCUGGUGGCUGACGUGCACCAGUAUGUCUACAGAAGGACCGGGGUGAUCGGCGUCCAGCCUGAGGAAGUGACGGAAGCAGCCAAAAAGUCAGUGUUGGAGUAUCGGUUGCACCGCUGUCUGAUCUGCGGCGCCCUCUCUGAGCUCCACGUCCCGUCGGAGUGGCUCGUUCCCGGCGGGAAGCUCUACAACCUCGCCAAGUCCACGCACGGUCAGCUGCGGCCCGACAAGAACUACAGCUUUCCUCUGAACAACAUAGUCUGCUCCUACGACCCCCAGAGGGACGCCCUGAUCCCAGACUACAAGCUGAGUGGCCUCAACACCUGCAACUGGUGUCACGGCACCUCGGUGCGCCACAUCCGUGGAAACGGAUCUGUGGUUUACCUAGACGGGGACAGGACGAACACCCGCUCCCAGGGUGGGAAAUGUGGGUGUGGCUUCAAACAUUACUGGGAGGGGAAGGAGUACGAAAAUCUGCCAGAAGCGUUCCCCAUCACGCUGGAGUGGGGGGGUCGGGUGGUGCGGGAGACGGUCUAUUGGUUCCAGUACGAGACCGAGCCGGCGUUGAACAGCAACGUGUACGACGUGGCCAUGAAGCUGGUCACCAAACACUUCCCCGGGGAGUUCGGCAGCGAGAUCCUGGUGCAGAAGGUGGUCAACACCAUCCUGCAUCACACCGCCAAGAAAAACCCAGGCGAGUACAACCCGGUGUCUAUCGAUGGGGCUCACGUCCGACGCCUUACCGACACCCCAGAGAGCCAGCAGGCGCCGGAUCCUCAGCCGCCCACAAAAAUCAUCCUGACGGGUCAGAAAACAAAGACCCUCCACAAGGAGGAGCUGACCAUGAGCCGGACGGAGCGCAGCAUUCAGCAGAGCAUCAGUGAGCAAGCCUUUGUCUCCCAGAAGCGGCUAACCGACAAACUGAAGGGUCAGGGCCGGGCGGCGUCACCCAGCGGUUCACCGGAACCCUCCUCCUCCUCAGCUCCAUCCACCCCCACCAAGUCCUCUUCCCCGUCCUCGUCCAGCAAGGAGAAGAAGAUCCGUGUGACCACCAGUGAUGGCAGGCAGGCCAUGCUGACCCUGCAGGCCCACACCACCUUCUCCCAGCUGCAGGAGAGCAUCUGCAACCAGUUUGGGGUCCCCCCCUCACAGCAGUGCAUCCGCUUCGGCUUCCCGCCCAAAGAGCUGCAACCCCCAAAGGACGGGGAGGAGAACGAACCGGUGGCGCUGCAGCACGGGGACAGGGUGACGGUUGAGAUCCUGAAGGGCUCGGAGGAUAAGGGCCCAUCCACCUCGGUGACCAGAGCAUCCAGCUCUCAGUCCAGCCUGCACUCGGCGAAGAGCGAGGAGUCGGUGGCGCCCAGGAUGAGCGGCCGCGAGCUUCAGGACAGCAUCGACCUGGAGAUGUCGUCCCUCUGCCUGCUGGCAGCUCUGAUGGGGGAAGAUGUUUGGUCGUACGCAAAGAAGCUGCCGCACCUCUUCCAGCAGGGCGGCGUGUUCUACAAUAUCGUCAAAAAGGACAUGGGUCUGAUGGACGGGAAACACUGCACGCUGCCGCACCUGACGGGGAAGACCUUCGUGUUCAACGCUGCUGAGGACCGCCUGGAGCUCUGUGUGGACGCUGCGGGACACUUCCCCGUGGGCCCAGAAGUGGAGGAGCUGGUGAAGGAGGCCUUGGUGCAGUUGCGCUCUGAGGCGGCCACCAGGGGCAGCAGAGAGGGGAGCCCGUCCCACGGCUUGCUGCGUCUGGGUAGCGGCGGCGUGGUCCGGAAAAAGGAACAUCUGCAAAACGUCACUGCUUUUCAGGGGAAAGGUCACUCACUGGGGAGCUCUGAAAGCUCCUCCCCUCCAGAACACAGACCUAUCACACGGCAGCACAGCAGCGGGGUGGAUCUGAGCGCCAGUGUGUCCAAAGGACCCCCCGACCUGUCGGAUAUCCCAGAGGACACCACCAGGGAGCUGGUCCGCAUGGCGCCGGGCUUCGUCACCAUGAAGGACAGUCGCGCCGUGGACCCCAGCCUGAUGGAGCAGCAGAGGAAGAAGCUGCAGGAGAUGGUCUCCUCCAUCCAGGCCUCCAUGGAGCGCCACCUCAGAGAGCAGCAGAGCUCUGCGGCCGCUGCAGGGGGCGGGGCCACCCAGGAGCGGACAGGGAGGACUGAGACGGGCAGUAGCCAGGAGAAACCCCCCGCCCAUCAUUCAGCAGGAAAGGCCACGCCUGGAAAACCAGAGCGGAAAACGGAGGACCCAGAGGAGAUGGAGAGUCAGGAUGCUGACCAGAGCAAUCCUUUGGAGCCCAUGGACCACUCCUGAUCGUUCCUCUAGAGCCGCCCCCGCCCCGCCCUGCCUGAGCGUCGCCUCAGGUGCAACCAUAAAGCUUUGCUCUUCGUCAUGUCGCGUCGUCUUUACUGCAUGACUACAGAGCGUCUGCCCUGCAGGGGUAAAGAGCCGAUAAGCCACGCCCUCUGCGCUCUCAUGCCGACAUCACAGCCCUCCGCUGUGAGCCCGCACAUCUACACACGGCUGCAUCCCCCCCCACCAUCAUAGCUGCAGCCAAUCAUAAUACCCAAAACCAUCCGUUCUUUUGCCUUCCUAAUAUGUUUGUCUUUUUUUGGCUGAACCCGAAAGUGGAGGGGAAAUGUUGGCAGAAUCUUACCAGCAGCCUGGUAGGUCCGCCUGCAGAUGUGAGCGUGCACUAAAGUGUGAGCGUGGCUCCAAAUGUUAGCUCUUUAGUUUUUCAUGAUGAUGAAGGUUUUGUGUGGCGUCCGUUCCUUUUGGCCAAACUGCACCGCCUACAGGCAGCAGGUGGAAAUGCAGCUGUGAAUUCUAACGCCUUGAAGUUAAAGAAAGGUUCCUACCGAAAAACCCGGUCCUUAUGAGUAACAGAUGAAAAGAAAGUCAGAAAAAUACCGUGUCCAAAUGAUGAAACGCUUCAUCAACAGCUGGUGCAAUUCAUUUGAUUGAAAAUUAAUGCGAAAUGUCAUUUUUGGGGAGGAUUUAAACCUAGACAUAAUUGUUCUUCACAGAAGUCAGAUGAAUCACCUGAACUCAUUUAUUUAGGCAUGAAGUUUAUGAUCCAGAAACCAAGAAAACUCCUGUUUUUUAUCAGCCUGACAAUAAACAACGUCACUUUGAAACAGAUUUGGUCGUCAGAUGAGGAAAAAUGAAUCUGCUUCAUUGGAUGCAAAUGGAUCUUACAGCAUUCCCAGACGUUUGAACUAAAACCACGUCUGGACUUCUGCUUUUUGUCUUCCCAUGAUCCUUUUCUCUUUAGCUCUGAGCUCAGCUGGAUGUUGGUGUCAUGGUUCCUUUUGGGGGUUUCUUCCCGCGUUUCCUUUAACGGGUCGCUCGUCUGCACCUUCAGUUAAAAUAAUCCAUCAAGAAGUCGCCAAAGAUCUGCCGAAGAGCGACCUACAGCUUUGUUAGUUCUCAGCUAACAAAUGAGACAUUUUCCACAAACAUACUUUUGUUUUGGAGAACUCCGUUGAAGCUCAAAGUGUAACCUUAGUUUGGUUUAUCUGAUGGUCAAAGUGCCUGAAACUUUCGGUUUUGCCCAAAAUGAAGGAAACCCUUCUAAUUUUUAGAGAUACAUUUUAGUGUUUUUGGUAGAAGAAAAAAAAGACUGAGAUGAUAAUAUUUGCCUGAAACUUUAGGAUACGUUUGAUUUGUUAAGCUUUGCAGUGAAGGUUGACAUUGUUCAAUAACUACAUUUCCCAUGAGCCACCUGUCACAGCCACAUGAAAGCUGAAGUUGCCACCUGCUUUCAUUGGAUAAAAAGGGUCAAAGUUGGAGGCAGCAGACAGGUGUCCAGGUCAGAACAGGAGACAAUCGUAAACGAACAAACUAUGAGUAAGUUCAGAGCUUAAUCUGGUCUCAGAUUGUUUGUUUGGUCGUUAUCUGAGGAGCUUUCCAGAGGAAACAUUUGGAAAGUGUCGGAUGUCUGAUUUGAGGAGCAGUCAGGUGACCAGUGGCUCGAUCCACAGUUUAUGUUCCGGCUGAUUUUUAUUUUCAGCGUGGUUUUCUUUUGUUUGCAUUUACAGAAAAAAGAAACCUUAAAGAGGGGAAAUGCUCCUUUACUGCAUUGAACUUGUUAAAGUAGUAUGUUUGUGUCAGACACAACCACUCACUGUCCUCCGGGGGGCGCUGGCACCAAAUCACCACUUCAUUUUGUGACGGGCUCUUUUCGUCUGCAGAAGAUGUUGGUCUCAUCUGCUGGGUUUAUACUUUUAAAACUAUGAGUUGUGGGUUGAAAACCCCAGAGGUGACGAGAGCGGCGUGAAGUUUGAUCCUCGCAGGUUUUAGGAAGUUUAGAUGCUGGAUUUUUCCGGUUUAGCAGUUAUUUUUCUGUCUGUCUUGCAGAGGUUUGCAGAAGAAAACCCGGGUGUGGUGUAAACAUGAGCAUGUGCUAUAGGGGAGGGUUUGAUUCCCCUUUAGCUUAAAGGCUUUAGGCGCUCUGAAACGGCUGUCGAUGAAUUUCUGCUUCAAAGUAACAGAUAAAAUGCAGUUUCCUCUUUUUUCCUUUGAACAAAAGAAAGCGGUUUCCAUCCAGCCUUAAAACAUAAACUUGACUGAUGUCUUUAGUUUCUCUAAUGGAAAUCCUCCUGUUUCGGCUGAAAGUCUGGGACUCGGUCCAGUUUAUCUCUGAAGUUUGUUGGAGACCCACAGAUGGAAGAUUCUGCACUUUGUUAGGAGGAGAGGCGGGUCCGUGUAGCGGACACUGAAGGUUCUGGACUCUGCUUUAACACACUUGAAGUUUCUCUGUGACUGCUGUACUAAUAAUAUCAAAUGUAAUCCACUUGUAUAAUAGUAUAUAUUGUAGUAUAUUUGGACGUGUACAGAAACGGUUCAUUUCCUGAAGUUUGACAUCGCUGUUUGCAUGAGAGGACUUUUCUGCCACAAUAAAAUCACUUCCUUCACCUGU